AUGUCGGGUUCAGUUUUCAACAUUUACUAGACAACAUCAUUGCAGAGCUUGCGGUCAGGUGUUCUGUAGUAAGUGUAGCUCUAAGUCUAGUAAUCUACCAAAGUUUGGAAUAGAGCGGGAGGUUCGAGUUUGUGACUCCUGCUACGACAAGUACGGUCCGAAGGACGAGGAUGCUCCUAUUCAGAAACCGGUUGCUCAGAGUUCAACUGAAUCUGAUCUACCAGCUGAAUAUCUUGCUUCGCCAUUAUCUAAACAAUCACAGGAACCUGUGAAGAGUGGUAAGACUGAAGCUGAGCUUAAAGAAGAGGAGGAACUACAACUAGUUCUAGCACUCAGCAAGUCGGAGGCUGAGGAGAAGGAGAAAAUGAAGAAGAAAGCAACAAGUCAGAUUCUUGCUGGACUAGAAAACAAAACUAAGGUUUCCAGUGUAACCACGAAGUCCCCUGAAGAAUCAGACCCUGAGCUGGCCAAAUAUCUGAACAGGGACUAUUGGGAGUCAAGAAGUGAUGCCAAGGAGGAAGGAGGAGGAGGAGGGGCUAGAGCUAAACAGGGGGGACCACAUGAUACAGGAGUAAAGGAGAGGGAUAUAUAUCAGGGAGCUGGGAACGGAUUAAAGGAGAGAGCUGAGGAGGAAGAAUUAGAGGAAUUCACUUCAAACCUUAGAACUCAACUAGAAAUAUUUGUUAACAGGAUGAAAUCCAACUCUAGCCGAGGUCGGCCUAUUGCUAAUGACUCGAGUGUACAGACCUUGUUCAUGAAUGUAAUGACGAUGCACUCUAAGCUGGUGAAGAAUAUCCAGGAUCAGGAGGAAGCUAGGGUUCAUUACGAGGGUCUCCAGGACAAGCUGAGUCAAGUCAAGGAUGCUCGAGCUGCCCUAGACGCUCUACGAGAGGAGGAAAAGGAACGGCGGAGACGCGAGGCGGAAGAGGCGGAGAGACAGCGACAGCUACAGAUGGCGCACAAACUGGAUCUAAUGAGGAAAAAGAAGGCGGAAUAUCUUGAGUACCAGAGACAGAUUGCACUGCAGCGAAUGGCGGAUCAGGAAAGAGAGAUGCAGAAAAAUCAGGAGAUGAUUAAACAGAACUAUUUAAACCAGCAACAGGGUAUGUACAACAUGUACCUACCCUACGGAUACAUACAACAAGGACAACAGCUUUCUGGUCAGGUUCAACCCGGACAGAUGAUGCCUUCCGGACAAAUGAUGCCUCCUGGACAGAUGAUGCCACCGGGACAGAUGAUGCAACCAGGGCAUAUGAUGCCUCAGGGACAGGUGAUGCCACCAGGUCAUAUGAUGCCGCCAGGACAAAUGAUGCCGCAAGGACAAAUGAUGCCGCAAGGACAAAUGAUGUCACAAGGGCAAAGAAUGCCCCCUGUACAGGGAACAGCUGAAAAUCAGAUGUAUACCGGACCAAGAGAACCCCAGAGUGGGUAUAAUCAACAGUUUUAUUCGUCCAACCCCAACUCUGGAGCAUACCCGGAGAGCGCGUACAACAUGCAGGGUCUUGCUGGAGCUCUUCCCAACCAUCAUCAGCAGCCAGGAUUACAACCUGCUCAGGGUCAAAAUAUGACUGGACAAGAACAUCAGAGCUCCGGUCCACAUGGAGUAGGACCAGGACAACAGUCCUCAGGUCCUAAUAUGAUGGUCCCCGGACCACCCAUGAUUCCUGUUCAAGGUCCACCUAUGCCACAAGGACAUCAGUCCCUUCCGAAUUUAAGUCAGCCGUCUGAACCGUCAAGUUUACAGGGAAACCCGGAGCAGAACUUUGGAAACCAAGAAACCACGCUUAUAUCCUUUGACUGAUGUGCUAUCACUUAUCAGCUUCUGGCCUGAUGUAAAGAGGAGCGAAGGCUACCCUUCAACCUUAUUCAAAAAUAUUUACGCAGCUUAGCGAUCAUUAAUAUGAAAAUGCAUUUUUUUUGUUAUUUGAUGUAGGUUUGAUUGAUUUUGCAAUCCUUCUUCACACUUUUAAAAACUGAAAUUAAAUGAGAGAAUUAAUUAUUUAAGCCUAGAAGAAAAACUCAAUAAGAUAUUUGAUUGUGAAGUAUAAGCCUGAUUUUAUUUUAUCUUAUUAUUAUUAACGUGAAAUGUGAGAUCUACUAAUAAAUUAAAGUUUAUCUGUGAUUUUCUGUUUUAAAGAUUAAAAAUUUCAUUUAUUAAUUAAAUACUGGUUUUAUCCAGUAAACAAUGGAAAUAUUCAAAUAUUCCGAACUGUUAUUCUAGAAGUCGACAAACUAGUAUAUUUAUUAUUUUAUCCAUAUUCUACAUACAUGUGAUUCAUUGUACAGUAGGCAUCAUGUAAAGGGGUAUUUGUAUAUUUGAUUUGGGGAAGAUGAUAUUUCAGUGAAUAAUAAAAUGUUUUGAUGGAGAUCAAUAAAAAUAUUCUGUAUUAAUAUUCCAGA
Eurytemora carolleeae is the source of this 2400-nucleotide messenger RNA. Its product is annotated as hepatocyte growth factor-regulated tyrosine kinase substrate. NCBI's taxonomy places the organism in Eukaryota, Metazoa, Arthropoda, Copepoda, Calanoida, Temoridae. The record is from RefSeq and is a predicted model, not a curated record. Gene Ontology annotation, molecular function: phosphatidylinositol binding; metal ion binding; ubiquitin binding.